This is a messenger RNA of Lindgomyces ingoldianus, 1677 nucleotides long. RefSeq names its product rhamnogalacturonate lyase-like protein. The transcript has 4 exons. Bases 1 to 1677 code for a protein of 558 amino acids. Gene Ontology annotation, molecular function: catalytic activity; carbohydrate binding. NCBI's taxonomy places the organism in Eukaryota, Fungi, Ascomycota, Dothideomycetes, Pleosporales, Lindgomycetaceae. Gene Ontology annotation, biological process: carbohydrate metabolic process. The record is from RefSeq and is a predicted model, not a curated record.
AUGCGCGAUCUUUACCCAAAUUCUGACCCCCGCAAUUUAGCUGAGAGGAAGAGCUUCCUGAAACAGGUUGAUAAUUCGACUUGGAUCAUCGGAAAUAGUAUCUGGAACGUUACUCAAGGGCGGCAAUAUGCGACCAAGCUGUGGUAUCGGAACAAGGACCUCGUUGGAAAAGCCGUCGGGCACUACGUGAGCUACAAUGGCGCUCAAUCCGACUUGAACUGGACCUCCGCCGCUGUUGUGGAAUCGGGACCCGACUUCAUAAAUGUCCGCUUCACGGCCCGUGAAGGCGACUUCCACUGGGUUGUAUACGAUGACCUGGCAGGUGCCUACCAGUACUUUGUCAACCGUAAUCUUCCUGUGCUAGGAGAGUUCCGAACACUUUGGAGGCUUGACAAUAAAACCUUUCCCAAUGGUCGGACGAACGAGAGAGAUGGCAUGCUGCCCCGGCUUUCCGAGUACCUCGCCGCAACGAAUGUUCAGGAUGAAACGUGGCAAAAGUCUGACGGGACGUAUCUGACAAAAUAUGACUGGAGCGCCUUUAUCAAAGAGGUAGAUUUCUAUGGCGUGUAUGGAGAUGAUGUCGGAAGCUGGUAUUUUCACCCUGGGAAGGAUUACAUCAAUGGGAACCAUCUGAAGCAGGAGCUCAUGAUUCAUCGCGAGAGUAAGACUGGCGAUGCGGUGCAGCUCAAUAUGAUUCAUGGUACUCAUUUCCAGGCUGUGUCGAGCGAUGCAUUCCCUGAAGGCAAGACCUGGGGUCCGUGGCUGUGGUACCUCAAUGGUGGAUCAAAAGAAGAUGCUGCUGGUCGAGCAAAACAGGAAGAGCGGGCGUGGCCGUAUAAGUGGGUUACGGAUGCCUCCUUCCAGUCUCGAGGUUCUGUCCGGGGCAAAUUGACGCUGAGCGAUGGCCGUCCGGCAGCAGGAGCUGCGGUGUUCCUUGGAGAUAAUGCACCGAAUAAGACCACACUCGACCAGGGACGGAACUACUAUUACACAACCUAUGCGGGGAAUGACGGCUCAUUCCAGAUUGACAAUAUUAGGAGUGGUGAAUACGGAUUGCAGGCGUGGUCUAAUGGAGGAAGUAUCAGUGAUGUUACGACUGCCGUCCUCAAGAACAAUGUUGUAGUCGGGAAAGAUAAACGAACGGACCUAGAUGCUAUCGUUUGGGAGACCAGCAACGUUCAGAAGCGCAUCUUCCAGGUCGGGGAAUUUGACCGCCAGACCACUGGAUUUAACGGUAGUGGUGGUUUCCAGCAUGGCCGGAUUGCAAAGUGUCCAAGCAAUCUGACAUACACAAUUGGGGUUUCCCGAGUCGGAGAUUGGUGUUUCGGGCAAUCCUCACUUGGAACCUACUCAAUAAAUUUUGAUUUGUCCUCGGUUCCAGAAAAUGCAGCACGGGCAGUGCUGAAAGUUUCGCUUGCUGGGUUCUCCGGAGGUUCUAGUGCAGAUAUUCUGCUCAACUCAAAGCGAAUUGGAAACAUUACAACAGGUAGUGCAUUGCUACCGACUAGUCAAGAUACGUACCGAUCAGCGACAAGAGCAGGAGAGUGGCAUUUGUUAGAGUAUCCGGUAGCAAAAGAAAUUCUGAAGGCAGGGGCGAACCAGCUGGGGUUUCGGGUGACGCAAAGCACGCUCUGGAGGGGUUGGCUUUGGGAUUCAAUAGUCCUAGAGUGGACUUAG